Molecule: messenger RNA, 555 nt
Organism: Zingiber officinale
Lineage: Eukaryota; Viridiplantae; Streptophyta; Magnoliopsida; Zingiberales; Zingiberaceae
Product: spidroin-1-like
Exons: 2
Coding region: 1-555 (184 amino acids)
Source: RefSeq, a predicted model, not a curated record
AUGGCCGAACCCAACCUCGGCGCGAUGGCCGGAAUAACCCAAAUAGCAGCAGUGGCUGCCGGCGGUGGCUGUGGCCGCGGGGGGAAGGCAGCGGUGGCUGCCAGCGGCGGCUGUGGCCACGGGGGAAGGCAGCGGGGGAAGGCAGCGGUGGCUGCCGGCGGCGGCUGUGGCCGCGGGGGAAGGCAGCGGUGGCUGCCGGCAACGAUGGUCGCAAGAGAUGAUGGCGGAGCCCCCUGGGGGCGGCGGCGCACGCUAGCGGCAGCGGUGCUCACUGGCGGCGACGGCGCUCACUGGUGGCGACGGCGCUCACUGGUGGCAGCGGCGCAUGCUGACGGCGGCAGUGGUGGCGCUCCUCGUCGCCGUCCACCGGGUCUGUCGGGUGAUGCCGUGAGGAGAAAGGAGGGUGGUGGUCGGAAUCGCCAGGAGGAGAGGAAGGCAGUGGUGGCCGGCGCCGGCGAGAAGCGUGAAGGGGAGAAAAUGCUUCUGUCCUUGCUCUGUUUGGCGGCGGCGGCUCUCUCCCACGAACCCAGCCCCCCCCCCCAAAAAAAAACGUGA